CGCCGCCAGCCGGGAGAGGCGAGAAGGCGCACCGGAGCCAAGUCCCGCAGCCCCAGCAUGGCUUCGGGGGACCUUUACGAGGUUGAAAGGAUCGUAGACAAAAGGAAGAACAAAAAAGGGAAAUGGGAGUAUCUGAUACGAUGGAAAGGUUACGGAAGCAAUGAGGACACUUGGGAACCGGAACAUCAUUUGCUGCACUGUGAGGAAUUUAUUGACGAAUUCAACGGCCUGCACAUCACGAGAGAAAAGAGAGCAAAGCACGGGAAGCAAGCUGUCACGCCAAAAUUUUUACGAGAGAGCCGAGGCUCAUCUUUGGACAAAAUCUCACACAGACCGACUGACACUGGGAAGGGCAAAGGUUUGUCUCAUAAAAAGAAGCGAAUGGCCUCGGCCUUUCCAAAGCCAAAAAAGAGUUACACAGCAAAACCGGCCUCUUCAGGGGACAGAGCGGCUAAAACGGUGUCUUACCGGACUACUCCAAGUGGCUUACAGAUUAUGCCCUUGAAAAAAACCCACAACGGCCUACAGAAUGGAGAUGCCAGUUAUGAGAAGGACUCUAGACAUUUUGGGAAUGGCUCCCAAAAGCCAAACAUGGAUUUAAACGAACACGAAGGGGAACAUGACCUGUCCACUGUUCUGGAUGUUAAUAGCGAGUCACCCGUCAUGAAUGGAAUCGGUUCUUCUCUGGCUAAUGGAGGCCUGAAUCUUCAUAGCACUGUGAAAAGGAAACUGGAAGGAGAGAAGGAUUACGUCUUUGAUAAGAGGCUAAGGUACAGCGUGCGUCAAAACGAGAGCAACUGUCGGUUCAGAGACAUUGUAGUGCGCAAAGAAGACGGAUUCACGCACAUCCUCCUGUCCAGUCAGACCUCAGAUAACAAUGCACUGACUCCAGAGAUCAUGAAGGAAGUCCGGCGAGCGCUGUGCAACGCAUCGGCGGACGACAGCAAACUCCUGCUCCUUAGCGCAGUGGGUAGUGUCUUCUGCAGCGGCCUCGAUUACUCCUAUUUAAUUGGCAGGUUGUCAAGUGACAGAAGAAAGGAAAGCACCAGAAUUGCAGAAGCAAUAAGGGAUUUUGUCAAAGCUUUUAUUCAGUUUAAGAAGCCAAUUGUAGUUGCAAUCAAUGGCCCUGCACUCGGCUUGGGGGCUUCAAUAUUACCACUGUGCGAUAUUGUUUGGGCAAGCGAAAAGGCCUGGUUUCAGACACCGUAUGCGACAAUUCGGCUCACUCCAGCUGGCUGUUCGUCCUAUACGUUUCCACAGAUCCUAGGGGUAGCUCUGGCAAAUGAAAUGCUCUUUUGUGGGAGGAAGCUCACGGCACAAGAAGCCUGCAGCAGAGGACUCGUGUCCCAAGUCUUUUGGCCCACGACAUUCAGUCAAGAAGUGAUGUUGAGGGUGAAAGAAAUGGCAUCUUGCAGUGCCGUGGUAUUAGAAGAAUCUAAAUGCCUGGUUCGGAGCUUCCUGAAAUCUGGACUUGAAGAUGUCAAUGAGAAAGAGUGCCAGAUGUUAAAGCAGCUCUGGAGUUCUUCCAAAGGACUGGAUUCGUUGUUCAGUUAUUUGCAGGACAAAAUUUAUGAAGUCUGACCCUCCUUUCAUGCGCCUCAAAAGAGAAGAGGUUCCAAGGGAAGAGGGGUUUCAAGUGUCACGCGGGUUUGGAUAAUAAAAUUAAACAUCAAUUCCAGAUCCAAUCAGUUCUUCAGAGGAAUAUGUGUGACGAUGUAUCUAACAUACCUAUGGCUGUGUCAGUUUCCUUGUGAGUUACAUAGAGAAGUUCAGCAGCUGUUCCUAACCAGGUUUCAUUCUCGUUUGACAAACGGAAAGAGGACCAGGUUUACGCACACAUACUUGACAGAGGACUGGAUCAUUUGCAUGCGCGGCUAGAAAGAACCAGACAUUCCGCCGGCUGAAAAGCACUAGUGUCUCCCUCCAAGGGACACCUUGAGUUUGUUUUUGUUUUGUUAUUUUUAACUUAUUCUUUGCAAGUGGUUUGACCCAAGAGCCUUAGUUUGGAAUUUGGGUCAAUACUUUUUAGAGCCUGCUUUAGAACUGUUUUAAUACUUUUAUUAAUUUUUUUUCGGUUGGCUUUUGAGAAGUUAACAACGAGAUGGAUUUUUUUGUAUAAUUUAUAUGUAUGAUGUAUAAAAAGAUUAAUUUUGCAAACUGAAACAGCAACAAAAACCCAAACAACCCUACUUGGAAUUCUUGUCCUUCAGAUGAAUUUAUUUAAUUAAUUUAUUUGUACCUCUGCAUCUGUAUAUAGUGGACUGUGUAAGAUGUUAUUGUUAUAAUUUUCAUACUUCUGCAGACUGGAUACAUGUUUUGUACAAAAGUACAAGCUCUUCAGUUUACUUUAACGGAGUGAAUUGGGCAGACCAGAUUAAGAAGGAAGGCGAAACAGGUAAUAUAAGCAACAUUACGGGGCAUUAAAAGCAAUGGCCAUAGCGGAAUUUCUGUAGGUGGGACACUGUACCAAAAGUUCUAAAACAGUCCAUCAUUUUAUCGAUUCCAUAGGGGAAACCAGUGUGAAGUUGUGAGAGUUACUCAAGAUCCCCUUUUCUUCCUGCCAAUGCGAGGCACAUUUUAGGGAUUUUUGUAUUUUUUUAAAAACGAAGACUAGUAUGUUUACUCUUUUCUUCUUAUUAGCUGGACAUUAGUAACAGGGUGUACAGUGCCCCAACUGUGGUACUGAUAAAGGGGUCAAACAUCCCUUUGUAUUGUGAAGCUGAGAAUCCCCCCCCCCUCCCUCCAUGGGCCUCUGGUCAAUUCUGGUUUUCAAAUGUGGGACAAAUACCAUUCAGACAGUUCUGAGAGAUACUAGCACAAAAACGGCUAGAUUAUGAAUUAGAUCAGGAAAGAUAAUAGAAUAUAAUAGUUUGUUCUUAGAAUAAUACCCUGGCAUUUGGGUGGGGGAAGUGUAAUAUAUGACAAGAUUUUCCCUACUGAAUUGGUCUAACACCUUAUUUUGUGGAAUUAAAGAAUAGAGGUAGCAUUGAAGCAGAAGAUUUGCACGUAUAUUCUGGUAGCUUGUGCAUUAUCCGGUAGUCUCCACACUACUACAAUAAGCUCUUACUUCUUUUCAAAAAAGGCAGAAUGCUCUGUGCAAAAGACUGUUAGGAAGAGAGAGUCCACAUUUUUUGCUGAAGUUCACAAAUGUUGGAGAACAUGAAUAUUACCAUGAUUUAUUUUUUAAAGAACUUGAUUUGGGGGAGGGGGUGUGCUUUUUUAUCCAUUCAUUGCUAAAAGGAAAACGCCUUCCAAUUAUGUUCCAUUUCUUUUUGCAUUUUUGAGCUUCCAGAUAAGGCUGUUUAAGGGUGUUUUAUUUUUGUUUCGUAUUUGACAGAACUCCACCUUCUAAUUAGAACACUUCCCUAGAGAACAUCUUGUUGAAAACCUGUGGCAAAGCAGGGCUUAAGGUUUACUUGAUUGUUCUUGAAUGCAAUAUUAAAGAUGGUUUGUGGAGCUACCGUAACCAUAUAUACCCCAAACUGAUAUUAUGUUCUUCAUUGAAGUGGGGUUCUGAUGCUCCUCUUAAUGGGUUGGAUCCUACCAGCUUUUCCAUGGGUGACAACAACAACUUUUGACAACAACAAAAGGGUAUUCUAUGGGAUCCACAUAGGCAAAAGCCCAGUGGGACACACUCGCAGUGAGGAUAAAAUUGAGCAGAAAAACUGGCAGGAUCCAACUCAGGGCUUUUUUUCAGCUGGAACGUGGUGGAACAGAG
Eublepharis macularius is the source of this 3718-nucleotide messenger RNA. RefSeq names its product chromodomain Y like 2 (gene CDYL2). Lineage: Eukaryota; Metazoa; Chordata; Lepidosauria; Squamata; Eublepharidae. The transcript is spliced from 7 exons. The record is from RefSeq and is a predicted model, not a curated record. Gene Ontology annotation, molecular function: transcription corepressor activity. Bases 58 to 1581 code for a protein of 507 amino acids. Gene Ontology annotation, cellular component: nucleus.